AUCUCUUUCGUUGACAGACGGUUGGACAGGAUGUCGCUCGUAAUUCCAGAGAAGUUUCAACACAUUCUUCGUGUCAUGGGCACGAACAUUGACGGUAACAGAAAAGUCAUGUUUGCUAUGACAGCAAUUAAAGGUGUUGGUCGUCGUUAUGCCAACAUCGUUUUGAAAAAGGCUGAUAUCGAUUUAGACAAACGUGCUGGAGAAUGUUCAGAAGAAGAAGUUGAAAAAAUUGUUACUAUUAUGGGUAACCCUAGACAGUACAAGAUCCCUGAUUGGUUCUUGAAUAGGCAAAAGGAUAUUGUAGAUGGCAAAUAUUCACAGCUCACCAGUUCAUACCUGGAUUCAAAACUUCGUGAGGAUUUGGAAAGGAUGAAGAAAAUUCGUGCUCACAGAGGUUUGCGUCACUACUGGGGUCUCCGUGUACGUGGUCAACACACAAAGACCACGGGACGUCGUGGACGUACAGUGGGUGUAUCGAAAAAGAAGUAAUUUUAUAUUAUCUUGGUUAUCAA
This is a messenger RNA of Habropoda laboriosa, 512 nucleotides long. It is a transcript of the gene RpS18, whose product is annotated as 40S ribosomal protein S18. The transcript is spliced from 4 exons. Lineage: Eukaryota; Metazoa; Arthropoda; Insecta; Hymenoptera; Apidae. Gene Ontology annotation, cellular component: cytosol; small ribosomal subunit; ribosome. Gene Ontology annotation, biological process: translation. The coding region runs from base 31 to 489 and encodes 152 amino acids. Gene Ontology annotation, molecular function: structural constituent of ribosome; RNA binding. The record is from RefSeq and is a predicted model, not a curated record.